GAAGAGCCAUUAUGUAGGCUACAAGCAAAUCUCAGUUUCCCUCAGUUUUCCAAAGAGGGAGACAUUAUGAUUGGAGGAAUCUUUUCAUUACACACAAGCAAUAAUCCAACAAAACCAACUUUUAACUCCUUUCCAGAACCUCUUCUAUGCAAAAGUUUAAAUUUCAGAGAAUUCCAGUUUGCAAAAACUAUGAUGUUUGCAGUUGAAGAGAUUAAUAACAAUACCAGCAUUCUUCCUAACAUUUCAUUGGGCUACAACAUAUAUGAUGCAUGUGGGUCUGUACCACAGUCUGUAAGAGCAGCCAUGGCUUUAGUUAAUGGACAACAGGAAACAAUCUCAGACAAAUUCUGCACCAAGAGAUCUGUUCAUGCAAUAAUUGCACAAUCUUCAUCAUCGCAGACUAUUGCAAUAGCCACCACCUCUGGCCCUUUCCGUGUGCCUGUGAUAAGUCACUUUGCAACCUGUGCAUGUUUAAGCAAUAGAAACGAGUUUCCAGCAUUUUUUAGAACCAUACCAAGUGAUUAUUAUCAGAGUAGAGCAAUGGCCCAACUUGUAAAGCAUUUUGGAUGGACUUGGGUUGGAGCAAUAAGAAGUGACAAUGAUUAUGGAAACUAUGGAAUGGCCACUUUUGUACAAGCAGCUCAACAGGAAGGAGUCUGCAUUGCAUAUUCAGAGGCAUUUUUUAGAACAGACCCCAGAGAAAAAAUUCUUAAAAUUGUUGAAGUGGUUAAAACAUCCACUGCAAAAGUAAUUGUGACUUUUCUUGCACAAGGAGAUAUUAUUGUUCUGCAGCGAGAGCUUUUGCAGCAGAAUGUAACGGGGCUCCAAUGGAUUGGAAGUGAAUCAUGGAUUACUGAUCGGUUCCUGGCUUUGGGAAAUGGUUAUAAAGUUCUUGGUGGUGCAAUUGGAUUUGCAGUAGGAAAUGCUGUAAUACCCGGCUUAAAAGAGUUUUUAAUUAAGCUUGGUCCAGCUGAGAUAAUGAAGAACAAUUUUGUAAGGGAGUUUUGGGAAACUGUAUUUAGCUGCUCUUUUGAAAUCCAAAACACAUCUGAAAAUCCUAAUAUUUGCACUGGAUUUGAAAAUCUGAGUAAUAUAUAUAAUCAAUAUAGUGAUGUAUCCGAGCUAAGAAUUUCGAAUAAUGUCUAUAAAGCAGUAUAUGCUAUAGCAUGGUCUCUCCAUAAUCUUUUCUCAUGUCAAAAUUAUCAAACUAAUACUGGAAGUUGUUCAGUCAAACUUAAUAUUGAACCAUGGGAGGUUUUAGAUUACAUUAAAAGGGUUAAUUUUACAACCAAGAAUGGAGAAAGGGUAUAUUUUGAUGAAAAUGGAGAUCCAGUGGCGAGAUAUGAGUUAAUAAAUUGGCAGCUCACAAAUGAAGGGUUCACUGAAUUCAUGACAGUUGGAUUCUAUGAUGCAUCAUUACCUUCUGAUAAACGAUUUAUCAUGAACAAUUCUAAAAUUGUUUGGGUAAAUGGCAGUGUUAAGGUGCCUAUAUCAGUUUGCAGUGUAAGCUGUCUCCCCGGAACCCGAAAAGCUAUUCAAAAGGGAAGACCUGCUUGCUGUUUUGACUGUUUGCCAUGUGCUGAGGGUGAAAUAAGUAACACAACAGAUUCUGUUGAUUGUUUGAAAUGUCCUCUUGAUUUCUGGCCAAAUGAGAAAAAAGACCUGUGCAUUUUGAAAAACAUGGAGUUCCUGUCAUUCGGCGACAUCAUGGGAAUUUUGCUUGGAACACUUUCACUCCUGGGAGCGAGCGCUACCAUGUUCAUCACACUGGUCUUCUUUUAUUUUCGGGAUACGCCUGUUGUUAGAGCAAAUAAUGCAGAACUAAGUUUUCUUCUCCUCUUUUCCUUGACCCUGUGCUUCCUGUGUUCUCUAACUUUCAUUGGUCAACCCACUGAAUAUUCCUGUAUGUUGCGUCAUACAGCAUUUGGCAUAACAUUUGUCAUGUGCAUUUCCUGUGUUUUGGCAAAAACAGUAGUUGUAUUAAUGGCUUUUAGAGCUACACUUCCAGGUAAUAAUAUCAUGAAAUGGUUUGGUGUAAACCAACAGAGAGCCAGUGUUUGUACCUUUACUUUAAUACAGGUCCUGAUUUGUUCUCUAUGGUUGGCUACUUCACCUCCAUUUCCCUCUAAGAAUGUUAAGCUUUAUAAAGAAAUUAUCAUUUUAGAAUGUGACUUCGGGUCUGCAGUAGCAUUCUGUACUGCAUUAGGAUACAUUGGAAUUCUUUCUUUAGUAUGCUUUUUCCUGGCUUUCUUGGCUCGAAAUCUUCCUGAUAAUUUUAAUGAAGCUAAAUUUAUCACAUUCAGCAUGCUGAUAUUCUGUGCCGUUUGGAUAACUUUUAUUCCUGCUUAUAUCAGCUCUCCGGGGAAAUUUACAGUUGCUGUGGAAAUAUUUGCCAUUCUAGCAUCAAGUUUUGCAUUAUUAUUCUGUAUUUUUAUUCCUAAAUGUUAUGUUAUUUUGUUAAAACCAGAAAGUAAUACAAAGAAACAUUUGAUGGGAAAAAUAAAAUAA
Polypterus senegalus (gray bichir) is the source of this 2508-nucleotide messenger RNA. Its product is annotated as extracellular calcium-sensing receptor-like. Gene Ontology annotation, molecular function: G protein-coupled receptor activity. The record is from RefSeq and is a predicted model, not a curated record. Lineage: Eukaryota; Metazoa; Chordata; Cladistia; Polypteriformes; Polypteridae. Gene Ontology annotation, biological process: G protein-coupled receptor signaling pathway. The transcript is spliced from 6 exons. Bases 67 to 2508 code for a protein of 813 amino acids. Gene Ontology annotation, cellular component: membrane.